Fopius arisanus is the source of this 1225-nucleotide messenger RNA. RefSeq names its product RNA-binding protein FUS-like. NCBI's taxonomy places the organism in Eukaryota, Metazoa, Arthropoda, Insecta, Hymenoptera, Braconidae. The transcript is spliced from 3 exons. Bases 105 to 1109 code for a protein of 334 amino acids. The record is from RefSeq and is a predicted model, not a curated record.
CAACAACCAUCAGUUUAACGUGGGAAUCCCCAUCAAAUUGGGAACCCAUUUGAAAUAAUCGCAAAAUUGUGCUCGUUUCGUUCUGUUAUCAAUCAAUUAAUAAAAUGUUCUCCACAGCAAUUAUAAUUAUUGCUCUACUGGCAAAUGCUGCAUGCCCUGUUAUAUGUUACACCCUGUCCCGUCCACAAGACUACACUUCAGGGAGUUAUACACCAAGUGCCUUCAAGUCCUCUAAAGAUCGUCAGGAUUUAUUGACCUCGAGCUAUCCCACCUCGAUAUCCCCUCGUUACUCCUCAGUGUACGGAAAUCCAUCAUACCCAGAGGGUUCGCAAUCCAGUGGGUACAGUCCCUCAUCUGCGAGCACCGCAGAAUCCCUGAACACCCUGACAGCAUCAUACCAGAGUGACUCAGGAUCCGAGAGCAAUUACUCUCCCCAGGGUGCAACCCUCGACUACUCGAGUCCUCACACCUCAGGUUCCGUGGGUUUCUCAGGGUACACAGGGAGUCAGGGUGGAGGGCAAGACCUGGGGCUUGAAUACGCGUCACCAUCGACUGUCUCGUACACCUCGAAGGCGACGUCCUACACGAGUGGCCAGAGUAACUCAUCCCCUGGGAACUACGGAGGGCAUUCAGGGUCCUACCAGGGGUACUCAGGUUUUCCAGGAGGUAGACACCCCGAGGGACACCAGGGGACUUUCCCUGAGAGCCACAGGCUAUCCCAAAUGCCGAAUGCCCUCAAAUCUCUCAUGAGCAGCAUCCACAGAGACAACCCUGGGAGCUACCACGCAGCACCAAAUUACAUCCACUCAUCCCUUCCAAAUUCCAAUUACAAACAGCACACAUCUUCAGGGCAGUUCUUCGCUGGGGGAUUCCCUAAAGCUCCUGGGAAAAUAAUCAUCAUCAAGGAUGGACCUGGGGCGCAUGGAAUUAUGAAUCCUGAAAAUUAUCCAUCGGGAAUGUUCGCAGGAGGCUCCGGGUACAAAGUCAGGAGUGCAGGGCCUUUUUCAUCUGGACAUCACUAUCCCUCUCCCAGCUCUAGCUACACAUCGGGGUAUUCAAAUAACGGACAUCCCCCUGCUGGACCUGGCAGCUAUUUCGGAUACUCGUAGGGCGUGAGAAUUUCUUCACAAAAUUUUGUAUUCAUUUUUUCUCCACUAAGUUAUUAUUCUUUAUUUAUUUUUGUUAUUUGAUUCAUUUUAAUGUAUACGAUCGUUGGGGUAAUGUU